This is a messenger RNA of Funneliformis caledonium, 181 nucleotides long. NCBI's taxonomy places the organism in Eukaryota, Fungi, Glomeromycota, Glomeromycetes, Glomerales, Glomeraceae. The record is from the annotation of a GenBank genome assembly.
AAUUGAGAGUGAUAUGAAAGGAAACAUAUUAGGGGAACAAUUAGAAACGGGUUUGGAUGAUACUUUUAGUAAAAAUGAUUGGAAAAAUGAUGAGGUAAGUGAUUGGGAAAGUGAUACUAAUUUGGAAGUAGAACAAGAUAUGCAGGAUAGACUUUUGAAGGUGAAUUUUGGAUUGAAGUAG